ACUUGAGGUGUUUUAACCUAAUAUAUCACUAUAGGGAAGAGAAACAUACACGAGCGUUUAUUUAGUGGAGUGUCGCUAGUUCUUGUUGCUAGUUAAUAACAUUCUGUUUGCCAUAGUUGACUAUAGCACAGUCUCAAGUGUUUUAAAAUUCACGAACAUUCCUGUCGAAAGAGCUAAUUUUGUUUGGCUAUCUUGGUUAGAAUUAGAUAACUAAUAAUAUGAAUUUUGACUUUAGUAGUAUUUCUUGGGAAAGUUCUACUUAUUUUACCUUUCCAUUGUGGUUGGAGAGUUUUUAAGUGUUAUGGCAAGUGUUUGGUGAGUUUUGAAGUGUUUUUGCAGGUGCUUCGUAGUUGCUAGUAGAAGAAUUUCACUAUUUUUUUAUGAUUAAGGUAUCACUUCAUUUACAGUGGUCAUUCUGAUCAUACAGAGACAUUAGCAAUUCUCAAAGUAAUGGCGGAGAUUGUGAUUCUUCUAGCCAUUAGAAAGAUUGGAAUUGCCUUGGCAAAGGCAGCGGAAGACCAGGCCAGCGUACAGUUUGGAAGGUAUGGCACACUACUACUAGAACUACAGGGCAGUAUGGGCCGUGUUGGUAGGGAGCUUCGCAUAAUGCAUGAUGUUCUAUGUCAAAUGGACAUUCGUAGUCACAACAAUCAAGUAUAUGAGGGCUGGUUGGAGGAGGUACAGAAAGUAGCAUAUGUGAUGGAGGACAUGGUGGAUGAGUACUUGUAUCUUGUUGGUCGGGAACAUGAUAUUGGUUGUUGUUUCUUUCUGAAGAAGGGUUUCAAGAAGCCAAGAUCUUUGCUUUCUUUGAACAGGAUAGCUUCCAAGGUGAAGGAAAUAGAGAAAGACCUUUCACACCUGUCAGAUGCAAAAAACCGUUGGGUUCCCAUAAUAAACAACAGGGAAGACAACUCAAAUUACAUUGUCAAGAGAUCCCAAGAUCUAGCAAACAUUUCACGCUCCCUUGAUGAAGAAGAUCUAGUGGGGGUGGAUGAAAACAGAGAGAAACUUGAGCAGUGGUUGGGAGCUGAUGAUCUGGAGUGCUCUAUGAUAGCUCUGCUCGGAAUGGGAGGUCUUGGUAAAACCGCUUUAGCUGCAAAUGUCUACAAUAAGGAGAGGGAGAAAUUCCAGUGCUACGCCUGGGUCUCCAUCUCUCAAACUUAUUCUAGAGAAGAUGUCUUGAGAAAUAUAAUUAAGGAACUUUUUAAAGAUAAUGGCAGUGUUCUAUCUAGCACUCUAGCUAUGGAUAUCAUGAGCCUUGAAGAGACACUAAAGAAAUAUCUGGAGCAACAGAAGUAUCUUAUCGUAUUGGAUGAUGUUUGGACUCCAGAAGCAUUUGAUGAUUUGUCUGGGGCACUUCCUCAUAAUGAUAAGGGUAGUAGACUGAUAAUCACGACAAGGGAAGGCGAUGUUGCUGCACUUGCCUCUCAGGGACAUAUCUUAACACUUGAAGCUUUACAAAAAGACAAGGCAUGGGAUCUCUUUUGUAAGAAAGCCUUUCCAAAAGAUACAAACCAUGAAUGUCCUACAGAAUUGAAGCCAUUGUCCGAGGAAAUAGCUAGCAAGUGCAAAGGCUUGCCUCUUGCUAUUGUGUCAGUUGGUAGCCUCUUGCGUGUGCGUGAGAAAACCAUGGAAGAAUGGAGAAGGAUAAAUGAUCAACUGAGCUGGGAGAUAAUCAAUAAUUCAAGGCUCGACCAUAUAAGGAAUGUUUUGUAUUUGAGCUUCAUCUACCUUCCAACAUACUUGAAAAGUUGUUUCUUGUACUGCAGUCUAUUUCCAGAAGACUAUGUUUUACACAGGAAACAACUUGCACGGUUAUGGGCAGCAGAGGGGUUUGUCGAGGAGAGGGGUGAAAGCACAUUAGAAGAAGUGGCGGAGGGCUAUUUAAAGGAGUUGGUUGACAGAAACAUGUUACAACUUAUCAAGAGGAACACAUUUGGUAGGAUGAAGACAUUCCGAAUGCAUGAUAUCUUGCGUGACUUGGCAUUGGACUUGUGCCAAAAGAACUGCUUUGGUGUUACUUAUGACAAUAAAUGUGAGGGGUCUCUUGAGAUGGUUGGACGACGGUUGGUAGUCCACAAACUAAAGAAGAAGAAGAAGAAUCAGCCAAUUUUUGGUAUACACCAACUUCGUACAGUGAUUACAUUGGACAAUAGCAUGCCCUCAUCCACUAUACCUUUGCUAUUCACGGAGUCAAGAUAUAUGACAGUGCUAGAAUUGCAUGGUCUGCCCAUUGAGAAGAUUCCAGAUGCUAUUGGCGAUCUUUUUAAUCUCCGCCAUUUGAGUUUGCGCGGUUCAAAGGUGAAGAUGCUCCCGAAGUCUAUUGAGAAGCUUUCAAAUUUGUUGACACUUGACCUUUAUGAAUCUGAUAUACAUGAGUUGCCUAGUGGGAUUGUGAAACUGAAGAAGCUCAGGCACUUAUUUGCUGAGAGAGUAAUUGAUUCAAAUUGGAGAGAGCUUGCAAGUUGCAGUGGUGUGCAUAUCCCUAAUGGACUUGGAAAUCUAAUAAACCUUCAGACGCUACAAACAUUGGAAUUAGAGGAUGAUUCUGUUGGACAUUUAGGGGAGCUGAGGCAAUUGAGAAGCUUGAGGUUAUUGAAUGUGAAGGGAAUCUACUGUAGAAGUAUCAGUGAGUCUCUAGUUAAGAUGCAGUAUUUGUCCUUCCUAGAUGUGAUUGCAAGUGAUGAGAAGGAGGUGCUCCUGUUGAAUGUCCGUCUGCCAAACCUGUGGAAGCUAACUAUGAGAGGACGAUUAGCCGAAGGGGUGUUGGAUGAGUCUCCUCUGUUCCAAGCUGCUGGGGGGCAGAACUUGUAUAAAUUGCAUCUAUCUUGGUCACAGCUGAGAGAAGACCCCCUGCCAUCCCUUUCUCGGUUGUCAAACUUGACAUUUCUAGAUUUCACCAGAGCAUACAAUGGAGAGCAUUUGGCAUUUCUCACAGGAUGGUUUCCCAAGCUAGAGAUUCUCUCUCUGGAAGACCUGCCUAAUCUGAAUCGGCUAGAUAUACAGCAAGGUGCCAUGGCAAGCCUGGAAAAAUUAUACUUGGUCAACCUGAGCAGCAUGACGGAGGUCCCAGCUGGCAUUGAGUUCCUCCUGCCCCUCCAGCGUCUAGCCUUCUACGAGAUCAGCAGUGACUUCUUGACCUUGCUGCGCCAAUGGUCCACAACGCCAAGCCAGCAGUAUCACUAUUCUCUCCGAGACUGAUCUGCCACAUCCGUAGGGAAAUGUGCAGGUCGCCGGCCGGAAGGAAGAUGCUUCAGUAUUUGGGCCGCGUGCAGGUUCGACUCAAUGAAUUAAAGCGUCAAAUUAAGGGGUGUUGUUAUUCGAUUCGCGCCGCAGCUCAUGUCCUGUAUAUAUACCAUCCGGGUUUCCUCUGUUUCUUCAAGACGCACUAUUCUCACGUUUGCUACUGCUGCUGCUAGCCUGCUACUAUUGUCCGUUUCUGCUUAUUUCCGGGUGUGGCUAUUAAAUUUGAUGGGCAACGGCAGGAUUGUGGCUAUUAAAUAAGACUGCACUUAUUGUAAGACUGAGACUAAGUUGUGUUUCUCA
This is a messenger RNA of Triticum aestivum (bread wheat), 3546 nucleotides long. Its product is annotated as disease resistance protein RPM1. Gene Ontology annotation, biological process: defense response to other organism. Gene Ontology annotation, molecular function: ADP binding. Lineage: Eukaryota; Viridiplantae; Streptophyta; Magnoliopsida; Poales; Poaceae. The record is from RefSeq and is a predicted model, not a curated record. Bases 451 to 3201 code for a protein of 916 amino acids. The transcript is spliced from 2 exons.